AUGAGUUCGAAAUGGAAGAUUAUUCAAAUUAUUUCAACUGGAUGCUGCUUGUAUGCGAUGAUCAACCAGUGUUGCAGCGAACGGAAAUUUUACAUCAGUUUGGAGCGUCCGGUCAUAGACUUCACGGACCCCAAAUCCGUAACGAACUUAGUGGUGAAAUCCAAACGCCUGAGCCGCAGCGACCCAGUUCACUAUCUGACCAUAAACCUGACCACGAUGGUCACCUUUGACAAGCAAUUCAUGGUGUAUUUCGCGUUCUACGAGUUGCUAUCGAACGUGUACAAGCGGAGUUUCGUGGAGUGGCACAACAACGGGUGUGAGUUCCUUGAAAACGAUAUCCUCUUGGGAUCGGCGCUCAGAGCCGUUUACUACAAGUACAACAAGGACAAAGGCCCGUUGAAAUGCCCGAUGCCACCCGGCAAUUACAGUUUCCCAAACAUGUUCAUCUCGCUGAGCGCCCUGCUGGACAAGUUCCCGUUCCAACAAGGCCGAGUGUUUGUGAACGUGUCACGAGUGCGGAGCGUAGAGGAGCGCGCCUUUUGCGGACAUAUCGACUUCCAGAUCAAGUCCUUUCGCGCUGACCGAUACGGCGCAAAUAAUAAUUGA
Messenger RNA from Maniola jurtina (meadow brown), 606 nucleotides. RefSeq lists its product as uncharacterized. NCBI's taxonomy places the organism in Eukaryota, Metazoa, Arthropoda, Insecta, Lepidoptera, Nymphalidae. The record is from RefSeq and is a predicted model, not a curated record. The transcript is spliced from 4 exons. Bases 1 to 606 code for a protein of 201 amino acids.